This is a messenger RNA of Drosophila grimshawi, 7383 nucleotides long. RefSeq lists its product as uncharacterized. The transcript is spliced from 3 exons. The coding region runs from base 95 to 7336 and encodes 2413 amino acids. Lineage: Eukaryota; Metazoa; Arthropoda; Insecta; Diptera; Drosophilidae. The record is from RefSeq and is a predicted model, not a curated record. Gene Ontology annotation, molecular function: zinc ion binding; DNA-binding transcription factor activity, RNA polymerase II-specific; RNA polymerase II transcription regulatory region sequence-specific DNA binding. Gene Ontology annotation, cellular component: nucleus. Gene Ontology annotation, biological process: regulation of transcription by RNA polymerase II.
UUCGUGUCAAUAUUAUUUUUUUUUGUUGCUGGAAAACAAGUGAAAAUCAAGAACUUUGUGAACAUUUUGAAAUACAUCAAUUGCACCAAGCACGAUGGACGUGGCGCGGACAUACUCCAUACAUACGCUGUGUCGCAUUUGCCUAAAUCUCUUGCAAAACGAUGCUGCCUACGACCUGUAUCUGGUCCCAGGUCUGGCCAAAAAACUUUGUCUCUGCACCUCUCUGUCUGUGGAGCAGAACGAUGGCUUUCCCAAGAACCUGUGCACCAAUUGCUACACCCGGCUCAACGAUAUGCACGAUUUCCAAAAACUGUGCGUGGACUCUGUACAAAAGUUUCAGGAUAUGGUUACCAGCAACGCCUUCACAUGCCAAUCGAAUUUUGACGUACUGGAUCCAUGUGUGGCGACGCACGAUCUACCCAACGAUGAUGAGGACCACAUUAAUUUUGAUCCACUGUUGAAUCACAAAAUGGAGCUAAUCGAGAACGAAGAGGAUGUCUUCAAGAUGCUCGAGAACUGCGACAAGGAGGCCGAGGAGGUGGAAAAGGAAGAGAAAAGAGAGAUUAAACAGCCUCAUAUUAUAAGCAUGUUCAACGAGGACUCAUCUUCUAUUGAGAGCGGUAACGACAACGACAAGGACGUAGACUUCGAACCAAACAGCAGCGAUGACGACAUUCCUUUGGCGCAGCGCAUGCGAGGCAGUGCUAAGACCACCAGAACCGUCAAGUCUAAGCCUAGAAAGAAGAAGCCUGCUAUUGCUGUUGGAGGUGGCGACGGUGAUGACGAUGAUGAUGAUGAUUUCACUACCUCUUCGGAUGACGACUCUGACGACGAUGAUGGCGAGACUGAUCCCGACGGAAGACGGCGUGGCUCUAAGGAUAAGCCAAAACGCAAACGCAUUCCAGCUGCCGAACGACACCUGCAUCGCAUCAUCGACUGUCACAUUUGCCAUCAGAAAUUCAAGAAGGCAAUCCGUUACGAAGAGCAUAUGAAGUACCACAACGAUCUGUUGCCCUUCCAGUGCAAGGUGGAGGCCUGCAAGAAGGGCUUCACCACUGCCAACGGACUGCGCAUCCACGUCGAUCACGCCCAUACCGAACUCUCCGAGGUGCAUACCUGCAGUGCCGAAGGCUGCGGUAAGACAUUCCCACGUGUGCGCCUGCUUACCUUCCACAUGAAGAAGGUGCAUAACAUUUCCAAGUCGGCGGCACCAUUGCGCGACUUCCCCUGCACCGAGUGCAACACUGUAUUCCGUUGUCCGACGGCGCUCAAGAAGCACAUGUACAAGCACACCGGCGAGGAGCUGCCAUAUCCAUGCAACAUUUGUGGCAAACGCUUUGUCAUCAACAGCGCACUCAGGGAUCAUCUUAUGCGCCACGCAGGCAUCAAAAAUCACGUUUGCCCCUACUGUGGAGUGGGUAAAACGACUCGGCAGGAGUGGAACGCCCACAUACUGACGCACACCAAGGAAAAGAAGUUCAAGUGCCGCCAGUGCGAUCAUGCCUCCCACAACAAACAGGCUCUGUCCAAUCACGUGAAGGUGGUGCACAUGAAGAUCAAGAACUUUGCCUGCCAGUACUGCGGUAAGACCUUUGGCAAAUCGCAUGCGUGCAAGGUGCACGAGAGGACGCAUACGGGCGAGAAGUGCUGCGAGUGCAAGAUCUGUGGCAAGAUCUUCCUUUGCGAGAAGAGUUUAACCAAGCAUUUGAAAACGCACGAGAAGCGCGAUCUGCCAGUGGAUACCCAUCGACCGCUCAACAUUCCGCUGUCUGGUGUCCAAAUACCCCCCCACAUGCAGGACGAUGGCAUGAUGCCUCCAAAUAUGGCCGACGAUUUGCUGAAGGCGUGUGGCGGCGGGCCCGCAACAACAGCAAUAGCAGCCGCAGCAGCUAAGCCGAAAAAUUCACGACGCGUCCAGCGUGUUGAUAUAUCGCAACUGGCGGGCACCUCUGUCAAUCCCAUACCAUCGGUAUCGGUGCCCUCGUGGUCGCCGCAAGUAAACUUCACAAAGAAGGAAGGUCAGCACAUUUGCCCCGGCUGUGGACGUGGUUUUAAUAAUAUUGGCAACAUGAAGCUCCACUACAAGAUCAUACACGAAAAGGUGAAGGACUUUGCUUGUCGCUUCUGCCCGAAGCGCUUCUCGAAAGCACAAAUCUUGCGGCAUCACGAGUGGAUUCACACCGGCGAGAAGCCGUUCGAGUGCAAGAUAUGCGGCAAACAUUUCCGCCAGGAGACGGCGCUGAAGAAGCACAUUAAGACGCACGACAAGCCCAACAGGCGCAACUAUCCCGAAAAGGUUCAAGAACCGCAGCCCACGUUCCACAAAAUCGAACCACGUGAAAUUGAUCGUGAGCCAAGAAACUAUGAUCAGUAUCAGGACCCGGCCGCAGAGCGUGCUGCUGCCACAGCCGAAUUGCUUGCCCAUCAGAUUGAGGAGAAUGAGGCGAAGCGCAAGGCAGACAUCGAACGACGAAAGAUUCAAGAAGCCGCUUGCGAGCAACUAAACAAACUGCAACAGCAGCAAGAGAUUGAGAAGGCAACCACAUCCUAUGAUGGCUACUAUGCACAAAAGGCUCAAGCUGAGGGCCUCAGUGUGGACGCACUGAAAAUAGAUCAUGUAAUUGCUCACAAAAAAAUGAAUGAGGGUCGGCAAAGCUCCAUACACGCAAUAUGCCGCACUUGCUUGUCAAAAGUGCAACAUGUUGGAGCAUACGAUUUGUUUGUGGUUCCAGGACUUGCCAAGAAACUGUGUGUCUGCACUUCACUCUCCGUGCAGCAGCACGAUGGCUUCCCGAGGAACCUUUGCCCCAGUUGCUACACCCGGCUAAACGACUUACAUGAUUUCCAACAGAGAUGCAUGGACUCUGUACAAAAGCUGAAGGACUUGCUAGCUAGCAAUUACUUUAGAAUCCACACUGGCGAAGUUGACAGUUUUGAUGUGCUAAGUGUGGUGGCGCCACAGGAUGCUGAUGUGCCUGUCGAGGAAGAUGAUAAUAUCAACUUUGAUCCGCUACUUAAUACCAAAAUUGAAAUAAUUGAGAAUGAGGAGGAUGUAUUUAAAAUGCUAGAAGAUGUCGACAAAGAAGCGGAGCGAGUGGAUAUGGAAAUGGAGUCCUCCAGUGGCAGCGAAAAUGGAAACUAUGAUACUGAAGCGAAUAACAGCGACUCCGACGACACCUUACCUCUAUCCAGAUUACGAAGUACUACAACAGAAGCUAAUGCAAAUGACGAUGAUCAUAAUGCCAACGAUAUAACCACGGUUAAAUCAAAGAGCAAGCGGAUUGCAACCGCCGAACGUGAGCUGCGUCGUCUAAUCGAUUGUCACAUUUGCCACCAGAAGUUCAAGAAAGAAAUUCGCUACGAGGAGCACAUGAAGCAUCACAAUGACCUAUUGCCAUUCCAGUGCACUGUGGAAACCUGCAGGAAGGGUUUCACAACUGCCGCAGGUCUGCGACAUCAUGUGGAUCAUGCCCAUUCGGAACUCUGCGAACUGCACGCCUGCACCGUGGAAGGAUGUGACAAAGCAUUUCCCCGCACUCGAAUGCUCACACAUCACCUGAAAAAGGUCCACAAAAUUGCCAAGCCUGAGAUUCGUGAUCAUCCGUGCACAGAAUGUGACAAAGUGUUCCGUUGCCCAACAGCUCUGAAAAAACACAUGUAUAAGCACACUGGCGAGGAACUGCCGAUUUCCUGUAACAUCUGCAACAAGCGCUUCCACAUAAACAGCGAUCUCAGAGAUCAUCUCCUGCGUCAUGCCGGUGUAAAGAAUCAUGUGUGCCCCUACUGCGGCGUCGGUAAAACCACUCGCCAGGAGUGGAACAAACACAUACUGACACACACCAAGGAAAAGCAGUUCCAAUGUCGCCAGUGCGAUCAUGCUUCCCACAACAAACAAGCUCUGGCCAAUCACGUGAAGGUGGUGCACAUGAAGAUCAAGAACUUUGCGUGCCAGUAUUGUGGCAAGACCUUUGGCAAAUCACAUGCGUGCAAGAUCCAUGAGAGACUUCACACGGGCGAAAAUUGCUGCGAGUGCAAGAUCUGUGGCAAGAUCUUCCUUUUCGAGAAGAGAUUAACCAAGCAUUUGCAGAUCCACGAGAAACGUGAUAUACCAUCUCCUGCAACCAGUGUUAAGCCACAGGACGACGAGAGUCCGCCAAAUGUGGGCCAGCAGUCAACUGAGCUGAAGGAUGCGAAGCCCAUGACAGCAGUCCCCAAGCCAAAGAAUUCGCAUCGAGUUGAACGUGUGGAUAUAUCGCAACUGGCUGGCACUUCAGUAAAUCCAAUAUCAUCGGUAUUGGUGCCCUCGUGGUCGCCGCAAGUGAACUUCACAAAGAAGGAAGGCCAGCACAUUUGUCCCGGCUGUGGACGUGGCUUCAAUCACAUUGGCAAUAUGAAACUGCACUAUAAGGUGAUACACGAAAAGAUCAAGGAUUUCGCUUGUCGCUUCUGCCCCAAGCGCUUUGGCAAGGCUCAGUAUCUUCGACAUCAUGAAUACACGCAUACUGGUGAGAGGCCGUACGGCUGUAAGAUAUGCGAUAAGCAUUUUAGCCAUGGGUCAUCGCUUAGGAAGCAUAUGAUUUCACACAACAGACCGCCAAAGGCCCCAAAGGCACUAAAGGUGCCGCCCAAGACAAAGGCGGAACAGCAGAGGCUAAAAAUUGAGCUGAACAAGCGUCCGCCAAGAAACUAUGAACAGUACCAGGAUCCAGCUGCAGAACGGGCUGCAGCCACCGCUGAGUUGCUUGCCAAGCAGCUCGAAGAGAGCGAAUCCAAACGAAAGGCUGAGGCCAAGGCUCGGACUAUUCAAGAGGCCGCCUGCGAGCAGCUUCAGAAACUGCAGAAGGAGCAGCUGAUCGAAAAGAUAUCCUGUGAUAGCUUUCAAGUACAAAGGUCUGAGACCGGCAUAAGCGUGGAUGCACUCAGAAACAAAAUGAAUGAGGGGAGUGAAUACUCCAUUCACUCAAUAUGCCGAAUCUGCUUAAAUCACCUUCGAAAUGAUCCGGCGUACGACCUGUUUCUCGUUCCGGGUCUGGCCAAAAAACUGUGUGUGUGUACUUCACUCUCAGUGGAACAGCACGAUGGCUUCCCGAAAAACCUUUGCACCAAUUGCUACACCAAGCUGAACGACCUGCACGGAUUCCAGAAACUGUGCGUGGACUCUGUACAAAAGUUUCAGGAAAUGGUCGCUAGCAAUUAUUUCGUACCCGUUGCUGGUGAUAUUGAUAAAGUCGAUAUACUGGCUGGGCUGCCGGUCGAUGGGGAAGCGGAUGACGAUAACAUCAACUUUGAUCCGCUUCUGAAUACCAAGAUAGAAAUUGUGGAGACUGAGGAGGACGUUAUUAAAAUGCUAGAUGACGUCGACAAGGAAGCAGAGGAGGUUGAGAAGGAAGUGGAUAGGGCAAAGGAUAUAUCCAGUGAUAGUGACAACGACAAUGAUGAUGACAAUAGAGACGUUGACUUUCAAGUGAAUAGUAGCGACUCUGACGACAUCGUACCCUUGUCCCGCUUACGUAGUUCAACCAGAGCAAAAACGACAAAGGCCAAAACGAAUCAUGCGGAUGACGAUGAAUAUGAUUCCUCUAGCUUUGAAUGGGCUGAGGAUAAAGAGGAUGAUUUGGAUAAACCCAAGCCGAAGCCAAGACGAAAACGCGUUCAAGUUGCUUCGGCGCCCCUCGAUGGACUGGUUGACUGUCACAUUUGUCAGGAAAAAUUCAAGAGCACCAAACUCUACGAGGAACACAUGAAACAUCACAACGAUCAAUUGCCAUUCCAGUGCUCUGUUGAAGACUGCAAGAAGGGUUUCACUACGGCUGGUGGUCUACGCCUUCAUAUGGACCACGCUCAUUCAGAAUUCUCUGAAGUGCACGCCUGCACUGCUGAGGGAUGUGAUAAGACUUUUCCUCGAUCUGUCUUACUCACGUUCCAUAUGAAAAAGGUGCACAACAUUAUCAAGACACCGUCGCGGAAUCAUCCGUGCACGGAAUGCGACAAAGUCUUCCGUUGUUCAACAGCACUCAAGAAGCACAUGUAUAAACACACUGGCGAAGAGAAGCCAAUCUCCUGUAACAUCUGCAACAAACGCUUCCACAUAAACAGCGAUCUGAGAGAUCAUCUUUUGCGCCAUGCCGGUGUAAAGAAUCAUGUGUGCCCCUAUUGCGGCGUCGGUAAAACCACUCGCCAGGAGUGGAACAAACACAUACUGACACACACCAAGGAAAAGCAGUUCCAAUGUCGCCAGUGCGAUCAUGCUUCCCACAACAAACAAGCUCUGGCCAAUCACGUCAAGGUGGUUCAUAUGAAGAUUAAGGACUUCGCCUGUCAGUAUUGCGGCAAAAAGUUCAGCAUGUCGUAUUCGUGCAAAGUUCACGAGAGACUCCACACGGGCGAAAACUGCACCAAGUGCAAGAUCUGUGGCAAGGUGUUCCUUUUCGAGAAGGGAUUGACCAAACAUUUAAAGACCCAUGAGAAGCGCGAUAAAACACGGUCUGCUUCUGCGACUGCAGUCAAACCGAAGGACGAUGGAGUCGCGCAAGGCACAGAAAACGCUAUCCAAGAAUUGACUCAGCCAGUGGAUGGGAAACUCAUUCCAGAAGUUUCCACCAAGCCGAAAACAUCAAAUAGAGUUGAGCGUGUAGAUAUAUCGCAGCUAGCAGGCACCUCCGUCAAUCCAAUAUCAUCAGUAUCGGUUCCCUCCUGGUCGCCGCAAGUCAACUUCACAAAGAAGGAAGGCCAGCACAUUUGUCCAGGAUGUGGUCGUGGCUUCAACCACAUCGGCAAUAUGAAGCUCCACUACAAGAUAAUACACGAGAAGGUGAAGGACUUUGCCUGUCGAUUUUGUCCGAAACGUUUUUCGAAGGCACACAUAUUAAAACAUCAUGAAUGGGUUCACACUGGCGAGAAACCGUACGAGUGCAAGGUUUGCGGCAAACAUUUCCGGCAGGAGUCAAGUCGGAAAAACCAUUUGAGAAGAGUGCACGAGAAUGCGAAACCUGCAAAGGAGCCGAAACCACCAAAGACUGUUCUUAGGCCAACCGGACCACACGUCUUGCUCAACAAAAAACACGUCCUAAAGAAUUUUGAUGAGUACCAGGAUCCUGCUGCAGAGCAAGCCGCUGCAACAGCUGCAUUGAUUGCCCAACAGCAGGAAGAGAAUGAAGCGAAGCGAAGGGCUGAAGAAGAAACUCGCAAGAUUCAGGAGGCUGCAUGUGAACAACUUCAAAGGCUGCAGAAGGAGCAACUUAUCGAGAAGAUAUCCAUUAACAGCUUUCAAGUAAAAAUAUCCGAAUCGGGUGUCACUGUGGAUGACCUCAAAGUAGAUCCUACACAGAAAGAAUAAUACAGUUCAAAAUGAAAACCAUUUAAUAUUAAUAAUAUGUCCUAUAU